This is a messenger RNA of Mytilinidion resinicola, 719 nucleotides long. RefSeq names its product ubiquitin-like protein. Gene Ontology annotation, molecular function: ubiquitin-like protein ligase binding; protein tag activity. The transcript has 2 exons. The record is from RefSeq and is a predicted model, not a curated record. Lineage: Eukaryota; Fungi; Ascomycota; Dothideomycetes; Mytilinidiales; Mytilinidiaceae. Gene Ontology annotation, cellular component: septin ring; nucleus. Gene Ontology annotation, biological process: protein sumoylation. Bases 80 to 373 code for a protein of 97 amino acids.
GCAGCUUUAUCGCCUCCACCACCUCUGCCAUCAACUGCAUCUACCAGACAACCACAAUCAAGCCAACAUACAACUCAACAUGUCGGAUUCGGGUUCCCCCAACAUGCAGCAAAAGCCGGAGGGGGCUGAACAAUCGGAGCAUCUCAACAUCAAGGUCACCGACAACAACAACGAGGUCUUCUUCAAGAUCAAGCGUACCACUCAGCUGAAGAAGUUAAUGGAUGCCUUUUGUGAUAGGCAGGGCAAGAGCUUCGCGAGCGUGCGAUUCCUCUUCGAGGGCGUUCGCGUCCAGCCGACAGACAAUCCCGAAAGCCUCGAAAUGCAAGACGGCGACACGCUCGAGGUCCACCAAGAGCAGAUUGGCGGCUGUUGAUCAUAUCCCUUCCGGCCAUUGCAACUUGCAAAAAACGACGACACCGCAUAGGUUUUCUGAGCGGGCGACAAAACGGCAGAGGAGAUCAAUGAUCUAUGGAUAACGGGAGAGGGGGAUGCUCCAGUGAAACGAAUGUUAUACCGGUGGUUUUCUCUAUUUCUGAGUGUUCCGGGGGAACUGCUCGAAGAUGGCGCAUUUGGCGUCUCAACAGUGUUGGCAUUGAAGGCUUCCUCAAUAUCCCUUUCUAUUCCAUGGCACCACUAUGAAGUUCAAGACGGGUCUCUGCAUGUUUUCGGGCUUCUGAGACAUGAAUAUAAAACUCUUUCGGUUCUAUCCAGCGUCUUGA